This is a messenger RNA of Phoenix dactylifera (date palm), 1793 nucleotides long. RefSeq names its product salt tolerance receptor-like cytoplasmic kinase 1. The record is from RefSeq and is a predicted model, not a curated record. Lineage: Eukaryota; Viridiplantae; Streptophyta; Magnoliopsida; Arecales; Arecaceae. Gene Ontology annotation, cellular component: plasma membrane. Gene Ontology annotation, biological process: protein phosphorylation. Gene Ontology annotation, molecular function: protein kinase activity; ATP binding.
CUUUAUUAGUUAUUACUUAUUAGUCGUUUACUUCUAUAUUUAUCCAUAUAAAUACUCCCCUGCUCCUCUUCCUCUCUUCGCCCCUACUCCUUUUCCUCUCUCCUUCUCCCUGUAUCCUCGGUCUCGUUGUAUCACAGCAGUUGUGAGAGCAUGUCAGGGCUCUGGUAUCUCUCAGAAGAUCUUGGUCAACUCUGUUUUAUUAUUCCUUCUACUAAUUAUAAACCCAGCAAAAUCCAUUAAUUCCUCUCCUCCGCCGGAGCAACUUAAUAUUCUAUUCCGAGAGCCGGAGACCGAGACCGGGAGCGAGAGAGGAAUAAGUCUCGCUUUAGCUCUCGGCAUCGCCUCCGCCGCUUUCAUCCUCUCCGCUGCACUAAUGCCAGUCGCCGACCUUAAAUUCCUCGGCCGGUGCGCCCUACCCUGCUGUCGCCCCCGCCCCCGCCCCGCAUACCCGGAGCGCGGCCUCAAAGCCUCCCAUAUCGCCGACGAGCUCCCCAAGAUCGCCUACGUCCGCCAAUACGGGUGGCUGGAGGUGGAGUCGCUCACCAGGAACUUCACCGCGGCGGUGAUAGGGGAGGGGGGCUUCAGCACCGUCUACCUCACCCGCCUCCGCGGCGCCACCGCUCCCUCCUCCUCCCUGGCCGCCGUCAAGGUCCACCGCAGCGGCGAGCGCCUCCACCGCGCCUUCCUCCAGGAGCUCGACGUCCUCCUCCGCCUCCGCCACCCCCGCAUCGUCCGCCUCCUCGGCUUCUGCGACGACCGAGAGGAAGGGGUUCUGGUGCUGGAGUACGUGCCGAAUGGGAGUCUCCACGAGAAGCUCCACAGCGGCGCCGGCGACGCCGCCGCCCUGGGGUGGGCACGGCGGAUGCGGAUCGCCUACGAGGUCGCCGGCGCGGUCGAGUACCUCCACGACGGGUGCGGCGAGCUACCGAUCGUCCACGGCGACAUCACGACGGCAAACGUCCUCCUCGACGGCGGCCUCGACCCGAAGCUCUGCGACUUCGGGUCGGCCCGGGCCGGGUUCUCGUCGGCGGUCCGGUCGGCCGGGCCGAUAAUCGGGUCGCCGGGCUACGCCGACCCGCACUACCUCCGGACCGGGAUGGUCUCCAAAUCCACCGACGUAUAUAGCUUCGGAGUUCUCCUACUGGAGCUCAUCACGGGGCUCCCUGCCGUCGGGUCGGAGGAGGGGAGGGUUUUAACGGCGGAUAUGAGGCCGCGGCUGAGAGAGGAGGGGAGAGGGGUGGCGGAGGCGGUGGACCCUAGGCUAGGAGGGGAGUACGACACCAGGGAGGCUGCGGCGAUGGCGGCGGUUGCCGCCCGCUGCGUCGGGGAGCAGCCGAGCCUCCGGCCGUCGAUGGCGGAGAUACGGUUGAUCAUGAGGGAGGAGGUGCCCUCGUCGUCAUCAGCCGUUGUUGCAGGAUCAAACGGUAAAGCGGCGGCUUUAAGAUCCUCUCUCACCGUAUUCUGAUCUUUCGUUUUUCGUUACGAAAGAGUUGACGGGGUGCAGUGGGGAAAUUAUGGGGGCGAUUUGUUUGUGUUCUUGGAAGGGUUGGUGGUGUAAAUUGCAACGUUGGGAGCAGCUUCACAGUGUUAUGUAGCCUACGUGGGUGGCUUUUAUUUGUUUGGUGCUGAAUGGGGGACCAUGAAUUCAGAUGAAUGUCUGUCGCUCGUUUCUUUCCAAUUGCAUGUCUAAUAUUUUUUGAGUCCUGUAAGUCAAUAUUGUUGGAGGAUUUUCUAGUCCUCACUGAACAAGCUUGAUGAAUUGAUUUCUUGCUGUGUUUAUCAUUUUUUUGAGG